This is a messenger RNA of Drosophila willistoni, 1368 nucleotides long. RefSeq names its product probable tRNA N6-adenosine threonylcarbamoyltransferase, mitochondrial (gene Tcs4). Gene Ontology annotation, cellular component: mitochondrion. Gene Ontology annotation, biological process: tRNA threonylcarbamoyladenosine modification. Lineage: Eukaryota; Metazoa; Arthropoda; Insecta; Diptera; Drosophilidae. The coding region runs from base 17 to 1270 and encodes 417 amino acids. The record is from RefSeq and is a predicted model, not a curated record. The transcript is spliced from 2 exons.
UUGUUUUGCUUUGAUUAUGUAUGCGGCGACCAAAUCCCGGAGAGUCUUUCCCCAUCUCUGCAAUUUGCGUCACCGGUUAAGCUAUGUGGCUGGCAUUGAAACCUCAUGUGAUGACACGGGCAUAGCCAUUGUUGACUCCAAUGGCCGAGUGCGAGGAAAUGUAUUAGAGUCUCAGCAAGAGUUCCACACGCGGUAUGGUGGUAUCAUACCUCCACGUGCCCAAGACUUACAUCGUUUACGUAUUAAGGAUGCAUUUGAACGAUGCCUGCAGGAGGCCGGUCUUGCGGCGGAAGAAUUAACAGCGAUCGCUGUGACCACUCGACCUGGUCUACCAUUGAGUCUUCUUAUAGGCCUACGCUUUGCCCGCCACUUGGCCCGAAAAUACAACAAACCUUUGUUGCCCGUCCACCAUAUGGAAGCUCAUGCUAUUCAAGCGCGUAUGGAACACAUUGCCGACAUUGAGUAUCCCUUCCUCUGCCUGCUUAUCAGCGGCGGGCACUGUCAACUAGCCAUUGUCAGGGGACCGGGCCGCCUAACCCUGCUUGGUGAGACUCUUGACGAUGCCCCUGGCGAAGCGUUCGAUAAAAUAGCUCGGCGUUUACGUCUUUAUGUACUGCCACAGUAUCGCCUAUGGAACGGUGGUCGUGCCAUUGAGCAUGCCGCAAAGUCUGCCAAAGAUCCACUAGCCUAUGAUUUCCCACUGCCGUUGGCUCAGCAAAGGAAUUGCAAUUUCAGUUUUGCUGGCAUCAAGAACAACUCAUUUCGGGCCAUCCGAGCACGUGAGUUGGCCGAACGAACUCCUCCCGAUGGUGUCAUCAGUAACUAUGCGGAUUUUUGUGCCGGCUUAUUGCAAGCUGUUAGUCGCCAUCUAAUGCAUCGUACCCAGCGUGCUCUCGAAUAUUGUUUGGACCCGAAAAACCAUUCUUUCGGCGACGCCCAUCCCACAUUAGUUGUUUCAGGGGGCGUGGCCAACAACGAUGCCAUAUUUGCCAAUAUCGAGCAUGUGGCUAAGGCAUACAACUGUCGAUGCUAUCGUCCAUCGAAGAAAUACUGCUCAGACAAUGGUGUAAUGAUAGCCUGGCAUGGAAUAGAGCAAUUACUAUACGAUAGCGUCAAAAAUCUGAGAUACGACUUAGACAGCAUCGAUAUACAAGGACAAGCUGGCUUCCUGAACUCAUCUGUGGACGAUGUGACUGGCGCAGCAAUAAAAUGCAAGUGGGUGCAGCCCAUCGGUCUACUACCAUCUGUUGCCCAUGCCUGUCAUAGUUAGCCAAAAUAAACAUAUGAACUAACUAGACUGAGUUUUUGUAAAUAGCAAUAGCUUUCUAUACUAAUUACAGAAUAAACAAUCAUUUUCUACCAUCUUUA